This is a messenger RNA of Coniophora puteana RWD-64-598 SS2, 1487 nucleotides long. Its product is annotated as arylalcohol dehydrogenase. The transcript is spliced from 4 exons. The record is from RefSeq and is a predicted model, not a curated record. NCBI's taxonomy places the organism in Eukaryota, Fungi, Basidiomycota, Agaricomycetes, Boletales, Coniophoraceae. The coding region runs from base 39 to 1247 and encodes 402 amino acids.
CUUCUUCAUACGUACCCUAGCGUAUCAGAAAAUUCGCAAUGUCAGCUUUCGCUCCCGCCCCCAAGCCUGAAAACCGCCUCGCUCGCUACCGUGCCCUUUCUCCUAAGGCCGCCGUGCAUGUCUCGCCUCUGCAGCUGGGCGCGAUGAGUGUCGGUGACAAAUGGGGUCAAUUCGGCUUCGGAAGCACGGAUAAGGAGUCAUCGUUCAAGCUUCUUGACGCGUACUUUGACGCCGGCGGUAACUUCAUCGACACGGCGAACAACUACCAAGACCAGACGAGCGAGCAGUUCAUUGGAGAGUGGGCUGAGAAGCGCGGGAUACGUCAUGAGCUGGUCAUCGCUACCAAGUAUACAAGCAACUAUGUGAACCGCGACGGCAAAACCACUCAGCAGGUACUUUUCACGGGUAAUAACUACAAGUCGAUGGCCGUCUCGCUCGAGAAUAGUCUCAAGAAUCUUCGAACAUCUUAUGUCGACAUUCUCUACCUGCACUGGUGGGACUACGACACCUCAGUCGAGGAGGUUAUGAAUGGCCUCAACACCCUUGUGAAGCAGGGUAAGGUCUUGUACCUCGGUGUAUCAGACACGCCGGCGUGGAUUGUCUCUAAGGCGAACCAGUACGCUCGUGACCACGGCAUGUCCGAGUUUAUUAUCUACCAAGGUGCCUGGAAUGUGAUGUCACGCGACUUCGAACGCGAGAUCAUCCCUAUGGCGCGCCAAGAGCGUAUGGCGCUCGCUCCGUGGAACGUCAUCGGUGGCGGCCGUCUUCGCUCCGACGAAGAAGAAGAGCGGCGCCGCCAGACGGGCGAGAACGGGCGCACAAACACAGGAAAAGGUUGGGAGCGCACCGAGUCGGAACGCAAGGUGUCGAAUGCCCUGCAUAAGAUCGCAAAGGAGGUCGGCACGCCGCAUCUGACGGCUGUCGCGAUUGCCUACGUGAUGCAAAAGACAACGCAUGUCUUCCCGAUCAUCGGCGGGCGUAAGAUUGAACACCUACACGCCAACAUCGACGCGUUGAAGAUCCAACUUACAAAGGAGCACAUCCAGGAACUGGAGAGUCUCGUGCCGUUUAGCCUUGGCUUCCCAUACGAUUUCUUUGUGGGUCCUUAUUUACACUACACAAAAUUCUCCCCCUCACCAGAUGGCUUGCAGGGUACGGAUGACGGACCAUACAAUGCGCUCAUGAAAACGGCCGGAUAUAUUGAGAAGCAGCAUGGUGCAAGCCCGAUUGUACCUGAUCGGGACUAGAUGCAAUGACCUUCUCGGUCAAGGAGGGUUACCAGGCAGUACUAACGACGAUAUGGGCCAUUUGGGUUGUGUGACUCCUUACGUCUACACAGAAUCAAACCUAGGUCUGAGAAUGCAUCAUCUACUUAAUACGUUUCUCCCAUUUGAACGAUAAUCCAAUAAUUUCGCUUUCUCGUCCUGCUAGGGUAUUAUGACCUUGGACCGUACUGACAAUUUCAGUUGAUUAUUUAUAAAUAUUUC